Molecule: messenger RNA, 3900 nt
Organism: Bombina bombina (fire-bellied toad)
Lineage: Eukaryota; Metazoa; Chordata; Amphibia; Anura; Bombinatoridae
Gene: DHX37
Product: DEAH-box helicase 37
Exons: 28
Coding region: 96-3557 (1153 amino acids)
Biological process (GO): maturation of SSU-rRNA from tricistronic rRNA transcript (SSU-rRNA, 5.8S rRNA, LSU-rRNA)
Cellular component (GO): intracellular anatomical structure; nucleolus
Molecular function (GO): RNA binding; ATP hydrolysis activity; ATP binding
Source: RefSeq, a predicted model, not a curated record
GCCUAUUUUUCUGUUCGCUCCUCCCUUCUUCCUGUUCAAAAGUACCAUGUGUGCUAAAUGUGAAGUGUGAUUCUGUGGAUAUCAUCUCUAUCACCAUGGGGAGAUUAAGAAAAAGACAUAACUGGAAAGCAAGACAGCAGGUACAAACCACCGAGAUCAAGACUACUUCAGAUCAUCAGGAGCAUGUGGAAGUUGAAUUAGGAGCUGAGCAGCUAAAAGGAGUGGAUGAAAGCAAUGCACUAAUCCUACCAUCCAAAAAAGCCAAAAGGAAAAAAGUAAUUGAUUCCGGAACAGGAAAAAAGCCAUUAAGUCGAAAGCAGAAGAAGGUGUUGCAAAAGAUUUUGGAGCAGAAAGAGAAAAAAAAUCAGCGAUCUGACAUUCUAAGUAAACUUAGCGAAGUUCAGGCUUCCGAGAAGGAGCUGAGUCUACUUUAUACCACAUCCAAAAUUGGCACUGGUGAGCGUUUGUACAGUAGUAAAAGGACUCUAGAUGAGGUUGACGGCUCCUUGCAAGGACGAAUCAGCAGCAUCAGUGGUGCAAACAAGAAACGCAGGAGAAAAAACAAUGUAGAGCAGGAGGAGGAGGCAGAAGAGUCAGACUUUUCAGAAACUUUUAUCAGCUCUGGAGAUGAUGAUGAUCCAGUAGAAACAGAUAGUGUAAUACAGGAAAAAGAUCUAGAGAGCAGCAGUACUAUAGAAAAGCUUAAAGGUCCUAGUACAUCAGAGCCUACUCAGGCAGAACCCAAGGAAAACUCAUUACAAGAGAAAACAACUCGGAAGCCAAAGGCACCACCAUCAGAACCUGCUGUAUUUAUCCCUGUGGACCGAUCUCCAGAAAUUCAGGAGGCUAGAUUAAAACUUCCUAUCCUCGGUGAAGAACAAGUUAUCAUGGAAGCCAUAAAUGAAAAUCCAGUGGUAGUUUUAUGUGGAGAGACUGGCAGUGGUAAAACCACUCAGGUGCCACAGUUUUUAUACGAAGCUGGUUAUGGAAGCCAAAAUGAUGUUAUUGGUAUCACUGAGCCACGUCGUGUAGCAGCAAUUACAAUGUCUAAAAGAGUGGCAUUGGAAAUGAAUUUGUCUGAAAGGGUUGUUUCUUAUCAAAUACGAUAUGAAGGCAAUGUGUCUGAUGAAACUAAAAUCAAGUUUAUGACUGAUGGUGUUCUGCUUAAAGAAAUUCAGAAGGAUUUUUUACUAAAGAAAUAUAAAGUAAUAAUAAUUGAUGAAGCACACGAGAGAAGCGUCUACACUGAUAUUCUAAUUGGGCUGUUAUCUCGUAUUGUUCCUCUUCGACAUAAGAAAGGAUCCCCGUUGAAGUUGGUAAUUAUGUCUGCUACACUACGUGUUGAAGAUUUCACAGAAAACAAGAGACUGUUCCCUGUUGCUCCUCCUGUAAUUAAGGUGGAUGCAAGGCAGUUUCCUGUGACAGUUCAUUUUAAUAAACGCACCCCAUUGGAUGAUUACGCAGGGGAGUGUUUCAGGAAGGUCUGCAAAAUUCAUAGAAUGUUGCCUCCAGGUGGCAUCUUAUUAUUUCUAACAGGACAAGCAGAGGUGCAUUCCCUGUGUCGAAGGUUGAGAAGAAGCUUCCCUUACCAUGGCAAAUCUGUUCAUGACGAAGGAGGAGAAAAAGAUUCACCAGAAGAAGUGAAAAAAUUUAAGAAGGCAAAACCAAAGCAAAGUGUGAGCCUACCUAAGAUAAAUCUGGACGCUUACUCAGCCCUACCUCUCGAUGAGGGUGAUGAAGACAGGGAUGCCGUUGAGGAUGAUGAAGAUGCUGAAUGUUCUGACAUUGAUCUUGAUUUAGGAGAUGGAGGAUCAGAAGAAGAUGAAAAGUCUGAUCCGUCCAUGCCACUCUAUGUGCUGCCCCUCUAUUCCUUGCUGGCUCCUGAAAAACAAGCCAAGGUUUUCCUACCCCCACCCAAUGGGACACGAUUAUGUAUUGUAGCAACCAAUGUAGCUGAAACAUCCCUCACCAUCCCAGGCAUAAAGUAUGUGGUAGAUAGUGGCAAAGUUAAGAAGCGUUUCUAUGACAAGAUCACAGGUGUGUCAUCCUUCAGAGUGGACUGGACUUCUCAAGCUUCAGCCAAUCAGAGAGCUGGUAGAGCUGGACGUACAGAGCCUGGUCACUGUUACAGGUUGUAUUCUUCUGCUGUGUUCAGUGAUUUUGAACAAUUUUCUCUUCCUGAAAUGACAAGACGACCUGUAGAAGAUUUAGUUCUACAAAUGAAAGAUUUAAACAUUGAGAUGGUUAUAAACUUCCCCUUUCCCACACCGCCUUCCACAGAUGCAUUGGUUGCUGCUGAAGAAUUAUUAAUAUCUCUUGGUGCACUUCAAGAACCCUCAAAACUGGGCAGAUUAAAAGAUCUUCAGAAGGCAAAGCUCAGCAGCCCGAUCACACCGUUGGGCAAGACUAUGGCUUCUUUUCCUGUUGCGCCAAGAUAUGGAAAAAUGCUUGCCCUGGGCAAGCAGCACCAGUGCCUUCCGUAUGUUAUCACCAUAGUCGCUGCAAUGACUGUGAGAGAGCUGUUUGAGGAGGUAGACAGACCAGCAGUCAGUGAGGAAGAGAAGGAGAAACUGAAAGGCAAGGCGGCCAGAGUGCAGCAGAUGCGAAGGAUCUGGGCUGGACAGGGCUCAACACAAAAACUGGGAGACCUCAUGGUACUAUUAGGAGCCGUUGGAGCUUGUGAGUAUUCUGGACUUACUCCUGACUUCUGUGCAAGAAACGGCCUGAGAUUCAAAGCCAUGAUGGAAAUAAGACGACUGCGAGGACAACUUACCACAACAGUGAAUUCACUGUGUUCUGGUGUCCAACUUUAUCUUGACCCCAAAAUGAACCCUCCCACGGAAAGCCAGGUGACCUAUUUAAGACAAAUUGUCAUGUCCGGAUUAGGGGAUCACAUAGCUAGAAGGAUACGCCCAGAAGAACUUCUUGAUGAGAAAUGGAAAAAUGCCUACAAGACUCCACUUCUGGAGGAUCCUGUAUUUAUUCAUCCAAGUUCAGUCCUCUUCAGGCAGCUUCCUGAUUUUGUGGUUUACCAAGAAAUUAUGGAGACAACAAAAAUGUACAUGAAAGGUGUAUCUGCCAUUGAACCUGAAUGGAUUCCUGCAUUGCUUCCUCAGUACUGUCAUUUUGGACCCCCACAGGAAACACCUGCUCCAUUCUACUGCACAGAGUCCGGAAGAGUCAAAUGUGAACGGCCUAGCACUUUCUAUAGAGUUGGGUGGCAGCUUCCUGCUGUGGAGACUGAUUAUCCUGAAGGUCUGGACCGGUACAAGUAUUUUGCCAAGUUCAUUCUGGAAGGGAAGGUCAUCAAAAAAUUAAGCAAGUACACCAAUGUUUUGCUGUCAAGUCCAGUAACAAUGUUAAAGACUUGGGCCAAACUUCAGCCAAGGACAGAAGUAUUACUGAAAGCUUUGGUUUCUGAAAAUGCAGAUAAUCUUGCAGCUUUAGUUGCUGCGUGGAAGAAGGAUCCUAAAUAUUUGUUGUCUGUGUAUUGUGAGUGGACUCCUGAAGCCGUGCAUGAAGAAAUCUCACAAUCUUGGCCACCAAUCAAAUCAUGAGCCAGUUAAUUUGGCACAGCAUUCGCUAAUAGUUUACACAUUCAAAAAAUGGCGAAAGCGCAUUGGAUUAUAAAGUAUUUAUACAACUAAAACUGAUUCUACAAAAUUGUCCACAUGUUUGCCAUGAGACUUGUUGAUGGAAUGUUCUUACUUUUAUUAUAUGGUACAUUAUUACAAUGUAUGGAUUUAUUAAUAUUACUUUUCUAAUAAAGCAUGCAAGCUUUUCAGUUUCACUCUAUACAUAUUGUAAUAUAUGUAAAUAACAAUUCUGUGAUAAAACUAUCUCUUUGUGCUCAUUGUAAUAUUUUGAAAAUAAAGACACUUGAUUUGUUUAAAAAAAAAA